AUGCCCUCGGACGAGACGCUCUUGAUGUCGGCCUUUGCGGCCUCGAGGCCCUUGUCGAGCUGGCGCUUGACGAGGCCCGCCUUGUCGUUGCUGGAACUCCCACCCACACUCCCACCUCUGGCCCCCACUAUCCAGGUCGGCGACACGAUCCCGGACGCCCAGCUCGGCUACGUCCCUUACUCGCCCGAGCUCGAGGACCCGAUCGUUUGCGGCCUUCCGUCCAAGAUCAGCACCCACAAGGACUGGAAGAACAAGAAGGUCGUCAUCUUUGGCAUCCCCGGCUCGUUCACCAAGACUUGCUCGGAGAACCACCUCCCGCCGUACGUGACCGAGUACGACCAGUUCAAGUCCAAGGGCGUCGACAGCAUCUACUGCAUCGCGUCCAACGACCUCUUUGUCCAGUCGGCGUUUGGCCGCGUCCAGAAGACCGGCGACAAGGUCGUGUGCGUCGGCGACCCCGAGCUCAAGUUGCUCGAGCCGGCUGGCCUCACGCAGGACCUCUCGCACGUCGGGUUCGGCGUCCGCGCCAAGCGCUUUGCCCUCGUCGUCGACGACCUCAAGGUCACGUACGUCGGCAUCGAGGAGGGCCCGGGCGUGUCGAGCUCGGGAGCCGAGGCGGUCCUCGCCAAGCUCUGA
Messenger RNA from Rhodotorula graminis WP1, 636 nucleotides. RefSeq lists its product as uncharacterized. Gene Ontology annotation, biological process: cell redox homeostasis; hydrogen peroxide catabolic process; cellular response to oxidative stress. The transcript is spliced from 7 exons. Gene Ontology annotation, cellular component: mitochondrion; cytoplasm; peroxisome. The record is from RefSeq and is a predicted model, not a curated record. Gene Ontology annotation, molecular function: thioredoxin peroxidase activity. Lineage: Eukaryota; Fungi; Basidiomycota; Microbotryomycetes; Sporidiobolales; Sporidiobolaceae. Bases 1 to 636 code for a protein of 211 amino acids.